This is a messenger RNA of Mycena indigotica, 1044 nucleotides long. RefSeq lists its product as uncharacterized. Bases 1 to 1044 code for a protein of 347 amino acids. The transcript is spliced from 3 exons. NCBI's taxonomy places the organism in Eukaryota, Fungi, Basidiomycota, Agaricomycetes, Agaricales, Mycenaceae. The record is from RefSeq and is a predicted model, not a curated record.
AUGCCCAGCGACGAUACUUACCUGUUCCGGCGCCGGCGUUUCAGCGAUGUGUCCACGUUGGUUGAAGUCGAACGUAGCGAGAUCGAGGAUGGCGAUGGCGAUGGCGAUGGCGAUGGCGAUGGCGAUGGCCGUUCUUCGGGCGCGUUCGAGUCGGAAGCGAGGGAGAGAGAUCGGCUGAACAGCGCCUGCAUCGUCUUCCCUUCAUUCCAGGGUGACAGUGACGCGGGCAGGAAGAUUGCUCGUGGGCCCGGGUGCAUUCCCUCCCGAGCUCAAAUAGGCAGACUAGGGGGAGAACGUCCACCUAGCUCCGACAUGCGUCUGAGUCUCUUGGUUAGCAUCGCGACAGUGUGCCUUUACCGCGCCGCGGCUGCGAGUGCGACCCCCGUGUCGGUGCUCAGUCAACGCACUGAUGCCAAUAUCAGUCUGACCGCGGGCCAGCAGGCGCUCGUCCUGGCCGCCGCGUCCCUCAUCAGCCGGGCCAACAGCGCGUCGUCGCUCGCCCAAGCCCUCGUCAACGCGGACACUGGCGGCGCUGCCAGUGUGGGCACAGGUGGCGUGCUGGAGCAGUUUAAUGCGUUUACUGAAAGCCAGAAGACGCUCUUCCCCACCAGUGGGAACGAAGGCGUCGCUGCCGCGGCCAACGGCCUCCUCGGCGCAGCCCUAGCCGGCGCACUGCCGGACCUGCCGGGCACGCUUAUCACCAGCGGCCUGCUGCCCGUCCUGACCGCGGCCGCAGACGCUGCAACCUCUGCCCUCGCGCCCGUGCUGGUCGUCGCCACGGCGAUCAUCGCCGAGCUGCCCGCGCCGGCGGGAGACCCGGCCGCGCUCCUACUACGGGCGGUGGCCGGCUUCCUGUUGCAGGCGGCGCAGGUCCGCGGCGCGGCGGAUGCGCUCGUGCGGCAGGUGGUGGGGGCGGUGGGGGCGGUGCUGCAGGGUGUGGUGGAUGUACAGGUGCAGGGGCUGGAGUGCAAGUGUGUGGACGCGCGGGUGGUGGCGGCGGUGAAUGGGCUGUUGGCGGGGCUGGCUAACGCUGUUGGAGCCUAA